Messenger RNA from Xenopus laevis (African clawed frog), 4664 nucleotides. It is a transcript of the gene adamts4.S, whose product is annotated as ADAM metallopeptidase with thrombospondin type 1 motif 4 S homeolog. Gene Ontology annotation, molecular function: metallopeptidase activity; metalloendopeptidase activity. Gene Ontology annotation, biological process: extracellular matrix organization; proteolysis. The transcript has 9 exons. The record is from RefSeq and is a predicted model, not a curated record. The coding region runs from base 805 to 3354 and encodes 849 amino acids. Lineage: Eukaryota; Metazoa; Chordata; Amphibia; Anura; Pipidae. Gene Ontology annotation, cellular component: extracellular matrix.
AGGAAAACUGCCAAUUAACCCUAGAAACCCAGGGAGUGCAAUAACUGGGGGAGCAGACUCUGCCGCCAUUGGGUCAGGGGAGGGCUAAAAUGUGACUUUCUUGUAAUAUAUAGCUGGGAAAUGGUUAAUUAACUUGAAAAAGUUUGUGUGUGGAGGGGGCGUAGGUGAGGGUUUAAAUUGCUGUUUAACUGAAUUCCCCUUUUCUGGCUGGGAUAUUUUAUUUAUUUACUUCUUUUAGAAGGAGGGGAGGAAGAGGAUGUGUAUCAUAAUUUAUGUACCAAAGAAAAAAAAAACCCUGAUGUUCCAUGUAAAGGAGCUGAGUGAGUACAGGAAAAAUGAGGAGAGAUUCCAGCCAAUGGGAGCUGAGCUGAGACAGCUGUUAAAUAGGAGAGUGGGCUGAGGGAUCAGUUAGUUUGGAGCCCAAGAGGAGAAGGGAGACACUGGGAGAAGUGCACAAAAGAAGCAGAAAAACCAAAUUAUUUUCCAAGGAAUCUUUCAACUUCAAGAAACUGGAAACAUAAAAAUAUUUCAUCCUCCGUGCAAGACGAGAGCUGAACAAUUCCUAGAAUCUUCCCUUUGAGUUACGGGAAUCGCAGAGAACAAAACCCGGGGCUUUUUAAAGUAAAGAAAGAAAAGUUUUUGUUCUUAAAACUUCCAGUAUCUUGGAUUUCACCAGGUGAAGAUCUUUCCACUUUCUUUCAUUUCAUUUUCUAAGUUCUCCCCUGAGCUUUGAUCCCUUUCACAAAGACCGAUUCCUCUUUUGCUUUUUAAUUCGGCAAUUGGACUUUUUUGUUUUUCGGAAUCAUGACUUUGUCGGUGAAGCCGGUGCCUCCUGUGAAGGUGUCGUGGAUCUUUGUUUUUGCUGUUGCCUGGGUGCACGUGAUCGCUGCUCUCGCUGAGAGUUCCCAAGCCGGCUACAAGGAGGAAAUUGUGUUUCCGGAAAGACUCAACUCGAGCUUCCGUCAGGACCAAUCACUCUGGCCAGGGAAUGAGGUGCCCUCCGACGGCCACCUGGUUUUCCGAUUCUGGGCAUUCGGAGAAGAAUUGAUUUUGGAUAUGGAGAGGGACCCCAGUUUUCUCUCCGAAGAUCUGACAGUGCAGUACCUGGGCAGAAACAGACAGUCUGAUGCUAAUGGCCUCUCCGAACCCGGCAGCUAUUUCACAGGAUCGGUCAAUUCCGACCCAGAAUCUAUCGCCGCUGUCAACCACAAUGGAGCUUCUCUCGUUGGAGUUCUGCAGUACCGGGGGGCUGAAUUUCACAUCCAACCCUUGGAAGGUGGAGGACUGAACAGCGUAGAAGGUGCCGGGGCGCAUGUCAUCCGCAGAAAAGUUCCAAAUAGAUCCAACGGUCCCAUGUGCAAUGUAGGACCUCAAGCUACAGAGAACGUUUCCGAUCUUGAACCGAAAGACAACGUUGUAAAGUCCAGAGUUGCCUCAAGUAGAUCCAAGAGAUUUGCAUCUGUCCCUCGCUAUGUGGAGACGCUGGUUGUAGCAGAUGAGAGCAUGGCAGACUUCCAUGGAGCAGACCUCAAGCGCUAUCUGCUCACAGUCAUGGCAGCUUCAGCCAAAUUCUUCCGCCAUCCUAGCCUGAAGAAUCCGGUUAAUGUGGUGGUGACUCGGCUUGUUGUUAUUGGAAAGGCGGACAAGUCCCAGAAGUACGGUGGCCUAAAGAUGACCACCAAUGCUGCCGAGAUGCUGAGGAACUUCUGCGAGUGGCAGAAAGGACUGAACAAGCUGAAUGAUUCUGAUUCUGAGCAUUUUGAUACAGCGAUACUCUUCACCAGGCAGAACCUUUGUGGUAUGUCCACCUGUGAUACUCUGGGCAUGGCUGAUGUUGGCACUGUGUGUGAUCCUUCCCGAAGCUGUUCCAUAGUUGAAGAUGAUGGUUUGCAGUCAGCUUUUACAGCGGCACAUGAGCUUGGCCACGUUUUUAACAUGCUCCAUGACAAUUCCAAGCCCUGUGUGGAACUCAACCGCCCCUCCAGCAACACCAAACACAUGAUGGCUCCGGUGAUGUCCUUCGUUGACCCAGAAGAACUGUGGUCUCCCUGCAGUGCCAAGUUCAUCACAGACUUUUUAGAUAAUGGAAAUGGCCACUGCCUUUUGGAUAAGCCUCGCACUCCUCUCCGCUUACCGGUGCCUUUCCCGGGAAACGACUAUGACUCUGAUCGCCAGUGCCAACUGACUUUUGGCCCAGACUCUCGUCAUUGCCCAAACCUUUACACACCUUGCUCUUCUCUCUGGUGCACGGGCAAAAUCGAUGGACACUUCAUGUGUCAAACCAAACACUUCCCCUGGGCUGAUGGCACCAGCUGCGGAGUGGGCAAGACCUGCAUGAAUGGCCGAUGCAUCAGCAAAGUGGAGAUGAAAGCCUUUAACAUACAAGUUAAUGGUGGUUGGGGACCCUGGGGCCCAUUUGGAGAAUGCUCCCGGACAUGCGGAGGUGGUGUGCAAUUCUCCCACCGUGAAUGCAACAAACCUGUUCCACGCAAUGGUGGAAAGUACUGUGAGGGCAAAAGGACCCAGUAUCGCUCCUGUAACACCCAGAUAUGCGCUGUGGGCAACGCUCUGACCUACAGAGAACAGCAGUGCGCGGCAUACAACCACAGGACAGAUAUGUUCAAGACGUUCCCAUCACCGAUAGACUGGGUGCCAAGAUAUAACGGCAUCGCGGAGAAGGACCGCUGUAAACUUACCUGCCAGUCUCGUCCUCUGGGAUUCUACUAUGUGUUGGAGCCAAGGGUGGCAGACGGGACACCAUGCUCGCCUGACUCCACCUCCGUGUGUGUUCAAGGGCGAUGCAUCCAUGCCGGAUGUGACCGGAUUAUUGGGUCCAAGAAGAAGUUUGACAAGUGCAUGGUGUGCGGAGGGAACGGGUCUACCUGUACCAAGACCUACGGAUCCUUUACAAAGCCCAGAUAUGGCUACAACAAUGUGGUUACAAUUCCUGCUGGUGCCACCAAUAUUCUGAUACGUCAAAACAGUGGUUCAUCUUCCACCAGCGACGGAGUCUACCUGGCAAUAAAGAGGCAAGAUGGCUCCUAUGCUCUUAACGGCAAUUACAUCUUGGUGCCCUCAGAACUGGACAUCAGUGUCGGGGGAGGUGCAUCCGUCAAGUACAGUGGAGCCACAAAGGCAGUGGAGACCAUUGUUGGACGUGGUCCUCUCAAAGAGUCAUUGACCCUUCAAGCUUUAGUGGUCAGUGACCAGCGAGUGCCGCGACUCAAGUACACGUUUUUUGUUCCCAAGCCCACGGUUCGAUCUAGCCCGCCGAAAAAAGCCACUGAUGACUGGGUGAAACGAAGAGCUCAGAUCAUGGAAAUUCUUAGGAGGACAAGGAACAGCCACAAAUAAUUAUUACAAUGAGUAGACUCAGGAACACAACUGUCUUCAUUCACCAAGGCUAAGCCACGCAAGUUCUCAAUAUUUUAGGGUGGAGAAAGAAGUGUUUUGGAGACAAUGGACCUAAAACUCCAAGACCUAUAGGAAAGCACUGUGGUAAGCUGGUAACAAGGCUGGAACAUAUAUUAGAUAGUUUUAAGAAAGGGUUUGAUGCCUUUAUAGCAAGUGAGGAAGUACAAGGUUGCUGAAUUAUCUGGCACCCAUCAAAGGAUCACUGCUGUUUGGUUUUUUUUUGGUAUCAAGAAGAUAGUUGACUCCUGUGCCUCCAUGCAGAAAGGACAGACCUUUGUAACCGAAAACAAACAGACAGAAGAAAAUGAACAUAAACCUUAAGUAGAGAUGUUCCUUAGCCUAACCUAAAAGGAGGAUAAUUCCAUGGAUGAGAACUAGGCAUAUUUGAUGUUGCUGAGUCGAAAAACAAAAAGCCGCAGAUGUUGGCAGGUCCACCACUCGUGGCUUCUCUCCAGACUUCUUUCUGCAUUAACUCUUGCUCUGUUCCCUCAACGUUCUGCUUCUGCUGGGCAAUUCAUGUCAAAGGCACCGUGGGAGGGUCGUAUUAGAAGGUUUUCUUCAGGAGUACGCUGAGCUUCUUCUUCCAGAUGGGACUAUGUCAAUGUCUCUUGGUUACGACUCCAAGAAGCUGGACCCGCAGCAGCAAACUUACAUUGGACACAUCUCCUUGGACUGAAAGUAGGGUCUGGAAACCCUAACUUAUUAAUACGCCUUAUUUAAUAUAAACCUACAAAGACAUAGAACAAUGAAGUCAACGGGGAACAGCCUGAAACGGCUGGCAGAUGUCCUCCUUGGCACCUCAUAUUUCUGCGCAUGGUGUUAGCCAAAAAGGAAGGUUAGCUUGGUUAUUAUGAAUGUCUCCUACAGAAAUCAAUUUGGGCUCUCAGGGCUUAGAAUUAAUGGAUCUGCUGGCCCCAUUACUGGGCAACCUCACCUGUAGAACGUGCAAUGUUAGACCAGAGCUGGUUACGUGUUUCCCUGGGGUCUGCCCAAGAACAUGUUGCUGCUCUGAUAUAAUAGGGACUCGUUACAGCCGUCGCCUCGUUAUGAGGAAACAAAGGUGCUAUCGUGAUGAUCCCUAGAGGUCUAAAGGUGGCCCUGGGGCCGAACGAUCGGAUUACAAUGCUGCGAAUGGGCACCGAUGGGUCGCAGGACCUCAUCAACUAGCCGAUGCAGUCCUGGAUUGUAGAAAAAAAACGAACUUGACCGAUCGAUAUCUGGCCGAUUUUUGGCCUGAUAUAGAUCGGGAA